Messenger RNA from Capsicum annuum, 822 nucleotides. RefSeq lists its product as uncharacterized. NCBI's taxonomy places the organism in Eukaryota, Viridiplantae, Streptophyta, Magnoliopsida, Solanales, Solanaceae. The transcript is spliced from 2 exons. Bases 1 to 822 code for a protein of 273 amino acids. The record is from RefSeq and is a predicted model, not a curated record.
AUGUUACCAAGUGAUACAGUUCAGAAUCUGCAGAAUGAUGGCUUAUAUAUGGAAAUUACCAUUAGGAGUGGUAAGAUAUUACCUGGCCCUUUUGUGGGAAAAUCUAUAGAUAGUGAGGUAGUUGUUGAUAAAUUCGAAGAAAGUAAUCCAGUAGAGUCUGAGAAGCUGGAUAGUUCUAUUAAUGCUUUAGAGAAUGAAAGAGAGAAAGAAGAGGAAGUAGUUUUGAAAACUGCUCUUAAGCAAAUGCCAGGCUACGCAAAAUUCAUGAAGGACCUUAUGACUAUGAAAAGAGUUGUGAUCUAUGAAUUGGAGGAAAUUCUCCACCAUUGUAAUGUUAUUUCUACAAGGACCUUGGCGCAGAAGAAGCCAGAACCGGGCACAUUCACUAUUCCCUGUACAAUUGGGACUAUGGAAUUUGCCAAGGCAUUAUGUGAUUUGGGAGAAAAUGUUAAUUUGAUGUCACUGACUAUUUAUAGAAAGUUGGGUCUGGGAAAUCGCACACCUACCAACAUGCGACUCGUGAUGGUGGAUAGGUUAGUAAAGCGACUUGUUAGCAUUCUGUAUGAUGUGUUGGUAAAAGUGUCCAACUUUAUAUUCCCUGCAUACUUCAUCAUUUUAGAGUGCGAGGUAGACUUCGAGGUGCCCAUAAUUUUGGGUCGACCGUUUCUCGCAACUAGAAGUUUGUUGAUUGAUUUGAGAGCAAAUGAGCUCUUAUUCAGGAUAAAUGAUAAAGUGGUCCGGUUUGACAUGGGAAAGUCAAUAAAGCAACAUGAAGAAGUGAGUGUGCUCUUUGUAGUUGAUGUGUAUUAUGAGGACGAAUAG